This is a messenger RNA of Formica exsecta, 498 nucleotides long. RefSeq lists its product as uncharacterized. Gene Ontology annotation, biological process: proteolysis; peptide catabolic process. NCBI's taxonomy places the organism in Eukaryota, Metazoa, Arthropoda, Insecta, Hymenoptera, Formicidae. Gene Ontology annotation, cellular component: cytoplasm. The record is from RefSeq and is a predicted model, not a curated record. The annotation marks the transcript as partial. The transcript has 2 exons. Gene Ontology annotation, molecular function: peptide binding; zinc ion binding; metalloaminopeptidase activity.
UACCCGUUAUAUUGCGUAUGCUGCAACAUGCUGUUACUGAAGAGUUAUUUUGGCACAUUAUGCGCUCAUGUAUAUAUGAUCAUGAUUAUAGUUUUGCUUAUUUCUACGAUUACUGGUCAGCUUCGAGAGCUGCCUAUUUUUCUGGUCAGAAAUAUGAUUCAUUAACAAGGCGAGAAAAGUAUAAUCUCGUAAACGGGGUAGAACAACUGAAAACUUGGAUGAAUCAAAAGCAUUAUCCUGUAAUAAAUGUAAUACGAAAAUAUGAUCAGUUACGAUUUAAAGUCGAGGAUGUAACAAUAGAAAUUGUCAAUAUAACAAAGAGGUUGAGUAUACCUUUGACUUAUACUACGCAAAUACAAUUGGAUUUUAACAAUACUUCGCCUGAUAUUUGGCUACUCUACAAAAAAUCAGAUAUCGCGCAAUCCAAUAAACGAUAUAUCCGGAAGAUUAAAAAUCUCACAAGCGAUCAAUGGAUAAUAUUCAAUUUACAACAGACUG